This is a messenger RNA of Anopheles arabiensis, 1925 nucleotides long. RefSeq names its product signal recognition particle 54 kDa protein (gene Srp54k). The transcript has 4 exons. The record is from RefSeq and is a predicted model, not a curated record. Gene Ontology annotation, molecular function: ATP hydrolysis activity; GTPase activity; GTP binding. NCBI's taxonomy places the organism in Eukaryota, Metazoa, Arthropoda, Insecta, Diptera, Culicidae. Gene Ontology annotation, cellular component: cytosol; signal recognition particle, endoplasmic reticulum targeting. Gene Ontology annotation, biological process: SRP-dependent cotranslational protein targeting to membrane; SRP-dependent cotranslational protein targeting to membrane, translocation. Bases 248 to 1762 code for a protein of 504 amino acids.
CGAAUGUUGUCCUGCUGGCACAACGGAGCUGUACAAAACAAACCUUUUUCUACGACAAUUUGCGUAUCGCUGCAAUCUCCAAUUUAUAGUAAUAUUGCAACAAUUAACAUUAUUUUGAAGUAUUAUUAGGCCCCUGAACGCAGAAAACGUGCAACUUGAUUUAAGGUUGCCUCGAGGCUGACAAAAUCCAAUCCGGAGCGGUCCAAGUUUUCAGGGAGCGUCGCACUGUCUGUAUUAAGUGGUCAAGAUGGUGUUAGCCGAUUUAGGACGCAAAAUUACGAAUGCUUUGCACUCGCUAAGCAAAGCGACGAUCAUAAAUGAAGAGGUGUUAGAUUCAAUGCUGAAAGAGAUUUGCACGGCAUUGCUCGAGGCGGACGUCAACAUUCGGUUGGUGAAGAAGCUGCGUGAAAAUGUACGUUCUGUGAUCGACUUCGAUGAAAUGGCCGGAGGUUUGAAUAAGCGACGAAUGAUUCAAUCGGCAGUGUUCAAGGAGCUGGUUAAGUUGGUUGAUCCGGGGGUGAAGCCAUACCAGCCCAUUAAAGGACGUCCGAACGUGAUAAUGUUCGUAGGACUGCAGGGAUCUGGUAAGACGACAACUUGUACAAAACUGGCGUACCAUUAUCAAAAGAAAAACUGGAAAUCGUGCCUAGUCUGUGCCGAUACAUUUCGUGCUGGUGCGUACGAUCAAAUCAAGCAAAAUGCCACCAAGGCGCGUAUUCCAUUCUACGGUAGCUAUACCGAAGUCGAUCCGGUCACAAUCGCACAGGAUGGUGUAGAGAUGUUCAAAAAGGAGGGCUUUGAGUUUAUAAUCGUGGAUACGAGUGGCCGACAUAAGCAGGAGGAAUCACUGUUCGAGGAAAUGUUGGCAGUGGCCAACGCGGUCAACCCGGAUAACAUUAUUUUCGUCAUGGAUGCUACCAUUGGGCAGGCUUGUGAGGCCCAGGCAAAAGCGUUCAAAGAAAAGGUGGACAUUGGUUCGGUCAUCAUUACGAAGCUAGACGGUCAUGCGAAGGGUGGCGGUGCACUAUCAGCGGUGGCAGCAACUAACUCCCCCAUCAUUUUUAUCGGUACUGGUGAGCACAUAGACGACUUGGAACCGUUUAAGACGAAGCCCUUUAUUAGCAAACUGCUUGGAAUGGGAGACAUUGAGGGCUUAAUCGACAAGGUGAACGAAUUGAAGCUGGACGACAACGAAGAGCUAAUCGAUAAAAUCAAACAUGGUCAAUUCACCAUUCGGGACAUGUAUGAACAGUUCCAAAAUAUCAUGAAGAUGGGUCCUUUUUCGCAAAUUAUGGGAAUGAUUCCAGGAUUUUCUCAAGAUUUUAUGACCAAGGGCGGUGAGCAAGAGUCAAUGGCUAGAAUCAAGCGUCUAAUGACCAUGAUGGACUCCAUGUCUGACGGGGAGCUCGAUAACAAGGAUGGUGCGAAACUGUUCAGCAAACAGCCAACACGAGUAACGCGAGUGGCUCAAGGAUCGGGCGUCAUAGAGCGGGAAGUGCGCGAUUUGAUAUCACAGUACACGAAAUUCGCUGCAGUCAUCAAGAAGAUGGGAGGUAUUAAGGGGCUGUUCAAGAGUGGCGAUAUGACGAAAAACGUGAAUCCGACACAAAUGGCCAAACUGAAUCAACAGAUGGCAAAGAUGAUUGAUCCUCGCAUGUUCCAACAGAUGGGCGGCAUGAACGGUUUACAAAACAUGAUGCGCCAGCUACAACAAGGUGCGGGCGGCCUCGGUAAUUUAAUGAGUGGGUUCGGUGGCAAAUAGAUGGAGGAUCGCACCAGAACAUUCAUCAGCUAUUCAUCUUUAUACUUCCUGGGCUCAUUAUGUUUUAUAAUGUGUUGAACGAAAAAAAGGUUUGUUUUUAGCAACUUAUCUGAGCGUAUCGACAAGAUCGGAGCAAUAAAUGGUAUGAUUUUGUUAGCCUUUA